This is a messenger RNA of Neltuma alba, 400 nucleotides long. RefSeq names its product MLP-like protein 43. The annotation marks the transcript as partial. The transcript is spliced from 2 exons. Gene Ontology annotation, biological process: defense response. The record is from RefSeq and is a predicted model, not a curated record. Lineage: Eukaryota; Viridiplantae; Streptophyta; Magnoliopsida; Fabales; Fabaceae.
AGGCUGGCUCUCGCCGGUACCUUGGAGGGUGAAGUUGAGAUCCAUUCGCCUGCUGAUAAGUUCUUCAACUUCCUUGUAACUCAACUUCACCAUGUUCAGAACAUCACCGAUCACGUCCAUGAAACUAAGGUGCACCAAGGAGACUGGCACAGCGUUGGUCCUGAUCACGUCAAGCACUGGACUUUUACCGUCGCGUUUGAAAGGGGCAUUAAUAAUGGGGCCGUUGCGAAAUGGACUUACCAGUAUGAGCAGCUCCAUGAGGAUGUGCCUCCUCCACAAGCCUACUUGGACUUUGUCAUUAAGACCACUAAAGAUAUCGAUGCUCAUCUUUUAAAAGCAUAAACAUCAAAUAAAACUACGGCUUCAUGUUUUGCUUCUUCAGGAAAAAGGGAAUCUAUCU